AUGGGGCCGGUCGAGACUAAGAAUUUGGACUUCCGCCGAAAGUGGGACAAAGACGAAUAUGAGAAACUUGCAGAGAAGCGACUCACAGAAGAGAGAGAAAAGAAGGAUGGCAAACCGGCCCAGCCUGUCAAAAGGGAGCUCCUGCGGCACCGGGACUACAAGGUGGACCUGGAAUCCAAGCUGGGCAAGACCAUCGUCAUCACCAAAACCACCCCGCAGUCAGAGAUGGGAGGGUACUACUGCAACGUGUGCGACUGUGUGGUGAAAGACUCCAUUAACUUCUUGGAUCACAUCAAUGGCAAAAAACACCAGAGGAACCUGGGCAUGUCCAUGAGGGUGGAGCGCUCCACGCUGGACCAGGUGAAAAAACGCUUUGAGGUGAAUAAGAAGAAGAUGGAGGAGAAGCAGAAGGACUAUGACUUUGAGGAGAGGAUGAAGGAGCUCCGCGAGGAGGAGGAAAAGGCCAAAGCCUACAAAAAGGAGAAGCAGAGAGAGAAGAAACGAAGGGCAGAGGAAGACUUGACGUUUGAAGAGGACGAUGAAAUGGCAGCUGUGAUGGGUUUCUCUGGUUUUGGUUCAACCAAAAAGAAUCAUUGAGCAGCUCUGGACUCUCCUCUUUUUUUGAAACAGAUUGUUUUUAACCAGGGGAUUCUGGAUAACUCCUUAAAAGACUUGGUUGAGGACUUGUAUGUAAAUCUCCCAGUAGGAGGGGGCUGGAGGAAUUGGAAACCAAUCCCACGCUCAACCUGUGCUACAGAACACACUGCGCCUGCCAUUAGCUUCCCAUUUUCUUCUGUGUCCUAGAUCUGGCCUCCUGUCACUGUGCUCUGUGGCCUUGUGUGUGCAGGGAACUGUUCUGCCGGGUGUGUUUUGGGGUCAAUAAAGUACUGCGGUUCUGUACA
Molecule: messenger RNA, 902 nt
Organism: Tinamus guttatus (white-throated tinamou)
Lineage: Eukaryota; Metazoa; Chordata; Aves; Tinamiformes; Tinamidae
Source: RefSeq, a predicted model, not a curated record